AUGCCCGGCAGCAGCAGCCAGGAAGAUCGCCACGGCUGGAAGGCUGCUGGUAGGAUGCGGGUGAAAGCACCGGACAAGCGACCGCUGCAGUGCUUCGUCGGGAACGGACAGGAGCAGGCGUUGCUACAGAUGCGGAGUAGACGGACACGUCGCGAGGACAACUGCAACGCCGCGAUAAGACUGCAAUGCCCACUUUGCGCCGACGUGGCAAACCGGAUGACAAUUGACGAGCAAAUGACCUUCGAGGAGAACUUCGCCACUCUGCUGCAGAGAGUGGAGCGAGUGGCCGUCAUGUUGAGGCAGAUUCUGCCCAGCAUCGGCGGUGCGGUGUACAGGGUCCGGAAACAUUACACUUCGGUGAUAAGGUCGAUGGCCCUGUACUGCGCACCCGUUUGGUCGCGAGGUCUGACCGCGAAGCACGACAUCGCCAGGCUGCUGCGGCGUCUUCAGUGA
Messenger RNA from Heterotrigona itama, 453 nucleotides. The record is from the annotation of a GenBank genome assembly. NCBI's taxonomy places the organism in Eukaryota, Metazoa, Arthropoda, Insecta, Hymenoptera, Apidae.